Molecule: messenger RNA, 670 nt
Organism: Acaulospora morrowiae
Lineage: Eukaryota; Fungi; Glomeromycota; Glomeromycetes; Diversisporales; Acaulosporaceae
Source: the annotation of a GenBank genome assembly
AUGGCUGACAAAAGGAAAGAAGAGUUACAAAAGAAAAGGGCAAAACUUGAAGAAUUAAGGAGGGCAAGAGAGGAUAGAAAGAAUACACCAGUAGUAAAAGAGAAACCACCAGUACAGCAGCAGCCGAGUCGUAAAGAUGAAUUAGAUGCUAUUCUUAGAGAUUUGUUAGAUACAAAAUCUGGACCGAAAGUUGAACCGGUACAAACACCGGAACCCGCGUUACCUGAAGAAGCAGAAUCUACGGGAACACCUGGACAAAAUUCCACCGAUACCACAGGACCGCCAACCACCUCUUCCGAUACCAUCUCGAGUUCCGAUAUACCUUCCUCAACUGUUACUUCGGUGGUAACUCGUUUUGUUCCAGAAUUUACCUCAUUCGAUGAAAUUGUAUUAGAUCUUCCUCCAAAGGAAAUUGUGUAUUACACUAAAGAAGCGCAGACAAUAGAUACUUCAUUUACCCCACCGCCUCCAUCAGAAGAGACAAUUCGUGAAAAGGUUUGGAAAGAGUUCGAGGCUGAACAAAAAAUCAAAGAAGCUGCUGCGGAAGAACAACGUCUACAAUUGGAAGCUGAAAAGAAGAAGAAAGAAGCAAAACCUAAUGAUUUAUCCGAUCAAGAAAAAAAGAAUAUUGUUUUAUCAUCAGAAUUUAAUGAGUUCGUAGAGCAUACAA